This is a messenger RNA of Pelmatolapia mariae (spotted tilapia), 5015 nucleotides long. RefSeq lists its product as uncharacterized. Lineage: Eukaryota; Metazoa; Chordata; Actinopteri; Cichliformes; Cichlidae. The transcript has 12 exons. The record is from RefSeq and is a predicted model, not a curated record. Gene Ontology annotation, molecular function: protein binding. Gene Ontology annotation, biological process: intracellular signal transduction. The coding region runs from base 1 to 4905 and encodes 1634 amino acids.
AUGAUGGAGAAGCUCCAGGACCGUCUCAUGUACAGGUUACAAACAGUGAAAGUCGUCCACGAAGCAGAUCUUAACCGUGUGUUGGACAAAGGCCAUGCCAUGUAUUCAGAUGCCAGAGAGAGGUUUGUGAACAGCGUGUUUCUAGCCUGUGAUGAGCUUCCCACAGUGGUCACCAGCCGCAGACAUGAGUAUCAAGUGGAGAUUCAUUCUCAGUUUGCUCGUUAUGGCACAUUUGAUGGUGAAGCUCAGCACUCACAUCACUGCUCCAUCAUUAUUCACAGGAACCAACCUGGACCUCCAUCCAGCUCUGUGUCCUUGCAGAGUGACACGUCUUUUGAUCGCCUCAUUCAUUUUAAAGAUCAGCAGGUGUCGCCUGCAGAGAGUCGCCAGAACCUAAUUGACCUAGGUUUCAAAUAUAGUUUGUCUGUUUCUGGCGAUUAUCAGCGAACACACAACAUCCUGGAAGAGAUAGCGAGACCGCCAGGGUCACCGUGGAUGGUCUGCCCGCCCAGCAAGCGUAGGAGGCGACGGAGGGAGAGAAAGCAGAAGAGGGGAUGCCGGUCGGGCUCAGAUGCUAGGCUACGCAAACAACCACACCGGCCAGCACUUCCGAGCCUUUUCGUAUCGAACGCCAGAUCCAUCACCCACAAAUUGGACGAAUUGGAGCUACAGAUAGCCACCACGAGCUUUGCACGCAACUGCAGCAUUAUUCUUAUUACGGACUCGUGGCUUCACCCGCUGAUUCCCGACGCUGCAGUCGAGUUAGCAGGCCGCACGCUACACCGGCACGACAGAACCAGCAACUCAGGUAAAAGCAGAGGAGGGGGGCUAUGUGUUUACGUGCAUAACGAGUGGUGUUGUAACAGCAGGAUCAUUCACACACACUGUUCUCCGGAUUUGGAGGUUCUGGCAGUCUCGUGCAGACCUUUUUAUAUCCCGAGGGAGUUUACUGUAGUGAUUGUGAUAGCUGUUUACAUACCGCCGGAUGCUAACGUUGGCACGGCUCUCAGCCUCUUGCUUAACACCAUCAACAAACAGCUUGCCCACCCCGAUGGGGUUUUUAUUGUCGCCGGCGACUUUAACAAAGCGUGCCUACAGACUGUGCUUCCUAAAUUUGUCCAGUUUGUGGACUUUGCUACGAGAGGUGAACACACUUUGGACCGUGUCUAUUCAAACAUCAGGCAUGCUUUCAGAGCGACACCCCUCCCCCACCUGGCUGGAUCUGACCACCUCUGCAUGUCCCUCACCCCCACCUACACCCCCCUGCUGAGAAAAACAAAGCCCCAGACAAAGACAAUAAAAACCUGGCCUGAAGGAGCCCUCUCUCAACUGCAGGACUGCUUCUCAUCUACUGUAUGGGAUUUAUUCUCCAGCCACAACCUCCAGGAGUACACGGACACUGUACUCUCCUACAUCAGGAACUGUGUUGAUAAUGUCACCGUCAACAAAAGGGUCAGGGUGUUUCCAAACCAAAAACCCUGGAUGAACAGCGAAGUGCAAUCCCUCCUAAAAAGCCGCAACACUGCCUUCAAGUCAGGGGACAGGGCUGCGUACAGGGCGGCCAGGGCAGACCUGAGCAGAGGGAUCAGGAAAGCUAAGGCUGCCUAUAGAAGGAGGAUUGAAGAUCACUUUGCUGACAACGACCCCAGAAAAAUGUGGCAGGGGAUCAAUCACAUUACCAACUACAGAAGCAAUAACCAGGCGACAGCUAGGACUGAUGCCUCGCUGGCUGAGGAUCUAAAUCGUUUCUUCGCCCGCUUUGAGACGACCAGGCCCUCAGCUGUCACACCACUUCCACCCGCCCCCAGCACCGGCACACUAACACUUAGGGAACAUCAAGUGAGGCGUGUUCUAAGAGUGGAGCAGGAGAGCUCAGAGGUUUCCAGUGGUCAGUCUGCCCAGCAGCAUCAAACACAGCUGGACUCCAUAUUUAUGCUGCUGGAGAAGAACAUCAUCACUUUUGUGAAGAAAGAGCUGAAGAAGAUCCAGAAGGUUCUGAGUCCACCUUACCCAGAAUGCUUAGAGAGUCAGAGGGAGGAUGAUGAUCAUAGGAGGAGCAGAGAGGCAUUUGUGAAGAUCACACUAAACUUCCUAAGGAGAAUGAAUGAGGAGGAGCUGGCUAACCGUCUGCAGAGUGAACUUUCUGCUACAGUUUGUCAUCAGAAACUUGCAUCUAAGCUGAAGAAGAAGUUCCAGUGUGUGUUUGAGGGGACUGCUAACACAGGAAACCCAACCCUUCUGAAUCAGAUCUACACAGAGCUCUACAUCACAGAGGGAGGGACUGCAGAGGUCAAUGAUGAACAUGAGGUCAGACAGAUUGAAACAGCAUCCAGGAAACCAGACAGAUCAGAAACAACAAUCAGACAAGAAGACAUCUUUAAGGCCUCACAUGGAAGAGAUGAACCAAUCAGAACAGUGCUGACAAUGGGAGUGGCUGGCAUUGGGAAAACAGUCUUAACACAGAAAUACACCCUCGAUUGGGCUGAAGGCAAAGCAAACCAGGACAUCCAGUUCAUAUUUCCAUUCACUUUCAGAGAGCUGAAUGUGCUGAAAGAGGAAAAGUUCAGCUUGGUGGAACUUGUUCAUCACUUCUUUACUGACACCAAAGAAGCAGGAAUCUGCAGCUUUGAAGACUUCCAGGUUGUGUUCAUCUUUGAUGGUCUGGAUGAGUGUCGACUUCCUCUGGACUUCCACAAUACUACAAUCCUAACUGACCCUAGAAAGUCCACCUCAGUAGAUGUGCUGCUGAUAAACCUCAUCAAGGGGUAUCUACUUCCCUCUGCUCGCCUCUGGAUAACCACACGACCUGCAGCAGCCAAUCAGAUUUCCUCUAAAUGGGUUAACAUGGUCACAGAGAUCAGAGGGUUCACUGACCCACAGAAGGAGGAGUACUUCAGCAAGAGAUUCAGAGGUGAGGAGGCCAGCAGGAUCAUCUCCCACAUCAAGACAUCACGAAGCCUCCACAUCAUGUGCCACAUCCCAGUCUUCUGCUGGAUCACUGCUACAGUUCUGGAGGAUGUGCUGGAAACCAGAGAGGGAGGACAGCUGCCCAAGACCCUGACUGAGAUGUACAUCCACUUCCUGGUGGUUCAGGCCAAAGUCAAGAGGAUGAAAUAUGAUGGAGGAGCUGAGACAGAUCCACACUGGAGUACAGAGAGCAGGAAGAUGAUUGAGUCUCUGGGAAAACUGGCUUUUGAUCAGCUGCAGAAAGGAAACCUGAUCUUCUAUGAAUCAGACCUGACAGAGUGUGGCAUCGAUAUCAGAGCAGCCUCAGUGUACUCAGGAGUGUUCACACAGAUCUUUAAAGAGGAGAGAGUACUGUACCAGGACAAGGUGUUCUGCUUCAUCCAUCUGAGUGUUCAGGAGUUUCUGGCUGCUCUUCAUGUCCAUCUGACCUUCAUCAACUCUGGAAUCAAUCUAAUGGAAGAACAACAAACAACAGGCUUUUGGUGGCCUUUCCAGUUUAUGCUGUGGUUUAAACCAUUUCCAGAGAAAAUAAAUCUUUACCAGAGUGCUGUGAACAAGGCCUUGCAGAGUCCAAAUGGACACCUGGACUUGUUCCUCCGCUUCCUCCUGGGUCUUUCACUGGAGACCAAUCAGACUCUCCUACGAGGUCUGCUGACACAGACAGGAAGUAUCUCACAGACCGAUCAGGAAACAGUCCAGUACAUCAAGAAGAAGCUCAGUGAGAAUCUGUCUGCAGAGAAAAGCAUCAAUCUGUUCCACUGUCUGAAUGAACUGAAUGAUCGUUCUCUAGUGGAGGAGAUCCAACAGUCCCUGAGAUCAGGAAGUCUCUCCACAGAUAAACUGUCUCCUGCUCAGUGGUCAGCUCUGGUCUUCAUCUUACUGUCAUCAGAAGAAGAUCUGGAUGUGUUUGACCUGAAGAAAUACUCUGCUUCAGAGGAGGUUCUUCUGAGAAUGCUGCCAGUGGUCAAAGUCUCCAACAAAGCUCUACUAGGUGGCUGUUUCCUCUCGGAUAGAACCUGUAAAGCUCUGCCCUCAGUUCUCAGCUCCCUGUCAUCUCAUCUGAGGGACCUGGACUUAAGUAACAACAACCUGCAGGAUUCAGGAGUGAAGCUUCUUUCUGUUGGAUUGGCUAGUCCAAACUGUAAACUGAAAAGUCUCAGUCUGUCAGGCUGUCUGAUCACAGGAGAAGGCUGUACUUUCCUGGCCUCAGCUCUAAGCUCCAACCCCUCCCAUUUGAGAGAGCUGGACCUGAGCUACAAUCAUCCAGGAGACUCAGGCAUGAAAGUGCUGUCAGAUGGACAGAAUGAUCCACGCUGGAGACUGGAGACGCUCAGGGUGGAGCCUGCUGGAGAACAAUGGUUGACACCAGGUCUGAGGAAGUAUUCCUGUCAACUCACAAUCGACACAAACACAAUACACACAAACCUCAAACUGUCUGACGACUACAGGAAGGUGGGACAUGUGAAGGAGGUUCAGUCAUAUCCUGAUCAUCCAGACAGAUUUGAUGCUCCUCAGCUACUGUGUAGAAAUGGUCUGACUGGUCGCUCUUACUGGGAGGUCGAGUGGAGAGGAGACAUUUGUAUAUCAGUGAGUUACAGAAGAAUCAGAAGGAAAGGCAACAGUGAUGACUGUGUGUUUGGGCAGAAUGAUCAGUCCUGGAGUCUGGACUGCUCUGAUAAUGGCCCCCGUUCUGUCAGGCACAAUAAAGAAACAACAUUCAUCUCUUGCUCCUCAUCGUCGUCCUUCUACUUCUCCUCCUUCUUUUCAUCCCCCUCCAACAGAGUAGCAGUGUAUGUGGACUGUCCUGCUGGCACUCUGUCCUUCUACAGUCUCUCCUCUGACACUCUGAUCCACCUCCACACCUUCAACACCACAUUCACUGAAACUCUUUAUCCUGGGUUUUGGGUUAGUCCUGGUUCCUCAGUGUCCCUGUGCUGAGUUGAGUGUAAAGAGUGUCUCCUGUUAGAGAAACACUCUGACUGUUGAACAGAUAGUUCAGUCUGUACAUGUCUGUCUCUUUCACUCACAAACACGUUUUCAGAUUCAUG